Gossypium arboreum is the source of this 1403-nucleotide messenger RNA. RefSeq names its product cytokinin riboside 5'-monophosphate phosphoribohydrolase LOG8-like. The record is from RefSeq and is a predicted model, not a curated record. Lineage: Eukaryota; Viridiplantae; Streptophyta; Magnoliopsida; Malvales; Malvaceae. Gene Ontology annotation, biological process: cytokinin biosynthetic process. The transcript has 8 exons. Gene Ontology annotation, cellular component: cytosol; nucleus. Gene Ontology annotation, molecular function: hydrolase activity, hydrolyzing N-glycosyl compounds. Bases 382 to 1032 code for a protein of 216 amino acids.
GGAUUAGAAAGGGCUUGAAAGCAUGUGGGCUUCCUCAUCUUCUCUUCUCUAAAUAUAAAACGUCCGUCUUUGAUUUCAUUUUAAAUGUCCUUUUUUUCUCUCUUAUUUAUUUAUCAAUUCAAGAUUAGCCCGGAUUGUUUUGCUUCCAAAGGAAGUGAUUUUUUUAGUGUUUCUUGUUAGCCUUUGCAUAUUUUUAAUAUACAUAUAUUUGGUUGGUCUUUUAUUUCUUUUCAGAAAGUUUUUUCAUUGUCAGGAGCACAAAUUUUAUCUCUCAAAGAGAAAGGCCAUUGCUUUUUGUUUCCUUUUAGUUGAACUCAAUGAUUUGAGAUUGGAAUAAAAACAAAAAACUGAUAUAUAGAUAGAGAGAGAGAUAUAUUGUUAAUGGAAGAAGAGAAAUCCAGUAGCAAGUUCAAAAGAGUAUGUGUUUUCUGUGGAAGCAACUCUGGCCGUAGAAAAGUCUUCAGUGAUGCUGCUCUUGAAUUGGGCAAUGAACUGGUAAAGAGGAAGAUAGACUUGGUGUAUGGUGGGGGAAGUGUUGGGUUGAUGGGUUUGAUAUCCCAGACAGUGUAUGAUGGAGGUUGUAAUGUUCUUGGGAUAAUUCCAAAAGCUCUUAUGCCUUUUGAGAUAUCAGGAGAAACGGUGGGAGAAGUGAGAACUGUUUUAGACAUGCAUGAGCGCAAGGCUGAAAUGGCCCGAGAAGCGGAUGCCUUUAUUGCUCUUGCUGGUGGAUAUGGAACAAUGGAAGAGUUGCUGGAGAUGAUAACAUGGUCCCAUCUUGGAAUACAUAAGAAAACAGUUGGUUUGCUAAAUGUUGAUGGUUACUACAAUAAUUUGCUUGCUUUAUUCGACAACGGUGUCGAAGAGGGUUUCAUCAAGCCAGGUGCUAGGCAUAUAAUUGUCUCUGCUCCAACGGCCAAUGAACUUUUGGAGAAGAUGGAGCAAUACACACCUUCACAUGAACAUGUGGCUCCUCAUGAAAGCUGGCAGAUGGAGCAACUUGGUGAUUAUCCAAAGCAAGUAAAUGCACAAUGAAGCAUUGAUGGUAAUCUGGCUUUUCUAAGGCAUUCAAGGAGAGGCAAAGGCAGAGGGUGAAAUUGUUUUUGACAACUUCCCCAUACUUGUAUGCAUCGUUUUCUGUGACUAUGACUGGUGGACCACAAUGCCUUGGGUUAUCUUGUGGCCUAAUCUGAAAAGAGAGUGAUUCCUAGGGGCUAGUGCCCAAGCAAUCAUUUCAUUUCAGUUCCCACCUUUUAUACUGCUACUUUUUAGAAUUAAGUUGGUAUUGUGGUAAGGGUUAAAUCCCUCUAUACUGUGGAGCUUAGUGUAAAACUUUGACAAUAAUAUUUCUUCGUCUUUGAAUGAAUGAUAUUCAAAUACAGCCCCUUGGAUGUUUGGCCUUAAAA